AUGGUUUCUGCCUCAGACAUUCAAGUCCUGGCGCUCCUCAAAACUCGAAUGAGUGGAAAAAAAGCUGAAAAGAUUUACAAGAAAAUGGCCUUUGAUAGCCAGUUCCACCAAGAUCCAAUUGGCUUCUAUGGAGGGAUUUGCAUCCUAUGGAACCAAGCAGCGGUGGAGGUUAAAAUUAUUGAGGUUCAUCACCAAUUCAUCCAUACAAAGCUAUUUUGGAAAGACCAAAAUAAAGAGGAGUUGUUUACGGUGGUUUAUGGCAGCCCUAGAAAAAUGGAAAGGAAAGGCAUGUGGGAUAGUCUCAUCAGAUUGAAAAACAACAUAAAUGGUCCUUGGGCCCUGAUGGGAGACUUUAAUGCCUACUUGAGGCCUUCAGAGAAAAAAGGUGGAGGAGAACCAAAUUGGAAAGCUACCCAAGAGUUCCAAGACUGCCUUGACACUUGUGGGUUAGCUGACCUAGCUUUCAAAGGCCCCUCCUUUACCUGGAGAAGGGGAAACCUUCAGGAACGUCUAGAUAGGGCGGUGGCUAAUGAGGAUUGGCUGAUUCAAUUCCAAGAUAGAAUGGUCUCUCACCUCAAUUUCAAUGGGUCUGAUCACAGACCUAUUGUUCUUGGCCAGCAGGUGUUUCCUAGAGAAAAUAAGGGCCAGAAACCGUUCAAGUUCCUUGCUUCCUGGCUUACCUAUGAAGAGUUUGAUAGCAUAGUCAAGUUUAGCUGGGAAAAAGAUGUGGAUUGGAUUUCUGCCUAG
Molecule: messenger RNA, 747 nt
Organism: Gastrolobium bilobum
Lineage: Eukaryota; Viridiplantae; Streptophyta; Magnoliopsida; Fabales; Fabaceae
Exons: 1
Coding region: 1-747 (248 amino acids)
Molecular function (GO): catalytic activity
Source: RefSeq, a predicted model, not a curated record